AUGCCAGCUAUCUUCUUCGCUCAGCCAAUUUUUAAAAUCUUCCAAUUUUUGGUCAUUUUUGCGAUAUCUGGAUCCUCUGAAAUUUUAAUAGUAUACUCAAACUUUACAAAAAGUGCUCUACCCGGCUUUAUGGCUGAUAUAAGAUCAUCUUAUAAAGAUAUGAUCGAUAUUUUUUAUUGUGAUAUUUUUUUUUUAGAUUAUGAGCUUUCUCAGCACUCGAGUUUAAGUGCACUUUUUGACAUUACGAAUAGUAUAAGUUAUCAAUUCGAGAUCUGUAAGAUUUCGGAAGCCAAUUCUCUUGCCCAUUUUUUGGUUUCUGACAGGCUGCCCUGCCAAAAUAAAUGAACAUUUUUACUGUCAAGUUCUCAAAAAGAUUUAAAUGAAGCAUUCAUUACAGUUUUGUCUUACUUUAAUUGAACUGAUGGGGUAGCAAUUAGUGAUGUAGAAAAGCAUUCAAGCUUAUCUAUGGAUUCGAAAUAUUUUUCAAGGAUAAAUAUAUUUACUGCUGAAUCACAUACGCAAGUUGAAGAUUUAGUUGAAAGAAAAAUAAUGGGUUUGGGUUCAUCUUUAUUUUACUUAUUUCUCGAUAAGGAGAUCUCAAUUGAAUUCCAGAAAAGUUUAAUUACUUCAAAGCUAUUGGUAGCUGGAGCAGGGAUCUUGCUGAUCCAAGAUAGCAGCUAUGAUUCAAAUCUCGAAGGCUCUCUCGCAAUUGUGGAUAAGGGAAAAGAGCAUAUAAACUCAAAAUCAAAUUAUUUAUUGGCGACAUUUUCAGAAAUGAUAAAAAUUUUGGGCAAUAUCUCAAGCUCAGAGGACGCACUAAAAUUAAUUUCAAAAGCAUGCCUAAAUUCCUAUUGUGUAACUGAGUUUUCACUUAUAAAUAUUCAUAAAGGACAAAGAAAAAUCGUCGGCUCAAUAAAAAGCAGCAAAUUAAUACUAAAUGCAUCAAUUAUAUUUCCAGGCAAUUCUACUGAAAUUCCUAAAUCAUCAAAAAAAAUAUUGUAUUUUAGUGCAAGUAAUGGCCCGACCGAUCCUGGAGGAAAUCCGCAACCAUCUUGCCCCAUUAAUGCUAGAGGUAUCACAUUAGCUGUAAAAAAUGUGAAUACUAUUGGAGAUAUAUUGCAAAAUUUUUAUUUAAAACUCAAUGAUUUCGAUUGUGGAGUUGGCAUCUAUAACCCUGCUUUUUGUCUAGCUUGCUUUGGAAAAGAUAUAAGCAAAUUGGGUUUAGCCCAUGUUGGUGGACUCACUUCAGGGAUGGCUUUAGGAGAAAUCGAAACAUUUAAGAAACUGAAUGUUACUAUUCCUAUGGUUAGUGCGACAAAUACUGAUACUGUAUUAAGCAAUUCGACUUUUUUUCCAUUUUAUUCAAGAGUUAGCUUGUCUAACUAUGGAUAUUAUGCCCAAAUCCCAUUGCUAUUAAAAGCUAUGGGCUGAAAUAGCAUGGCAAUAAUAUAUCAAAACAUCAGUAAUGGGAUAUCAGUGAAUCAUUAUGUCUCACAAACAGCUGCAAAACAGAACAUAAAAAUCCUUAAUAGCCAAAGGGUAAUUCCAGCCUCCACGAAUCGAGAACAGCUUCGAAAUUGAACGAAACCGUUUCAAGAGGUCAUAGACCUGCAUGUCAGAUUCGUAUUUUUGGUCUUAAAUGCUCCUCUAUGCAACUAUGCUCUUGAACUAUUUUAUGAUUUAGGAAUAAGGAAAGGAGAUAUUUUUAUAUUUUCCUUCUAUUCAGAUCAAAUAAAUUCAAUUGCAAAUGAUGAUGACUACAGAUAUAAAAGGCUUGAAAUUGGGAUUCCAUUGAUGAUUGCACUCCCUACAAAUUUUGUAGGUAAUAAGGGAAAGCAAAUUUAUGAUGAGCUUUAUACAGAAUAUAAUAAGACUGAGCCGGGGCCAUAUUCUUGUCCUUAUUAUGAUGCAGCUUAUUUGAUUGGAAAUGCUCUGGAAUGAACGAUUAGCAAAGGAGCUGAUUAUAGCGAUCCUGUAAUCCUCCAAAAAUCGAUAAGAGAUAUCAAGUUCAUCGGAUGCACCGGGACUGUAUAUAUACAAAAAGGAAGUAAUGAUAGAUUGCCAAGCAGUAUCACUGUACAAGCAAAUUCGUAUAGUCCUGAGACAGGGAUAACUGUUUACACUGUAGGUUAUCUCAGGCCAUAUAGUUCAACAGUAUUAACGAUUAUUCAUCCUAUCAUUUAUUCAGAUGGAACUAUUAAUAAGCCUACAGAUUUUAGAGUGACAAGAACAGAUUGUCCAUUUGAUAACAAAUUAAAGAGAGUGUUUCCAAAAGGCCGAGCUCUAGUUUUUGGAAUUUGCUUCUUUGUUGCUUUGGUAACUGCAAUUGCGACCUUUAUAAUUUGACGAAAAUGAUGGAAUAUAAAGGUUGAUGAGCUGAUGAAACGCCAAGAAAUUUCAAUCCAAGAUUUUAUUGUUGGUCUUAGCAUUGGAAUUGAAUUUUUCCAGCUUAUUGCAAUGGGUCCUGAUAUUCGACCUAUAAACUCUUUUAUUGCUGAUAUUGGAGAUCUUACGUCAUUGGAUCUUGGAACCUUUGUAAAACUUCAAAAUGGGGUUUUUUGGUGGCUUUUAACUGUAGUCAUUUCUUUAUGUGCACUUUGAAUUUUGCUUUGUUUUGAAGUUUUAUAUCAACUUGACGAAAAAUAUGGGAAUAUCUGAUUUUUUAAAUUUUCAGGCUUUUUAGCUGACAAUUUAAUGCCGAUAUUAGGAAAUUUAUGUUUCAUUCCAUUUGUUUCCACUCUCCUAGAUGUUUUUGUAUGUGAUGAAUCAAUUGGGAAUAACUUUACUGAAAGCUACCUUGCAAAUGAUUGCUAUCAGUUUUGUUGGCAAAGUACUCAUAUAGUAUAUGUAGUUUUAUCAUCAUUUGCAUUAAUUUGCUAUGAGCCUUUUGCAGUGUUUUGCAGGCCUCUUUGGCAAGAACUGCAAUCCAAUCUGCAUGUCAAAUCAAUUCCAUUGUAUCUCAUGACGAAAACAAUUAUUCAAGUAAUUUUGGUAGUCAUGAAUAAAACCUUGAAAAGGGGCAGCAAAUUGGCUCAUGGGUUUGCGUUUACUGCUGUAAUAAUUUUUAAAGUAUGCUUUAUAUGGAAAUUCAAGGCUUAUAACUAUGGGAGAUUCAACUGGUGGCAACUAUUAAGCUUGAUUGGAGUUGCCUGAAUUGCAUUUCUAGCAACUUUUGGAUCACUCUAUACAAAUUCAAAUUUCCCAUACACAGCAUUAAUUGUAUGUGGUUGGAUUUUAAUCACUUCUGUGGGACUUUUUGUUCAGAGAAAGAAAUUCCCAAGCUUGCUAUUCAGAAAGAAAGGGAAGGAUACUUCAACGUUAUUCAGAUUCGCAUUCACUUUUGGAAAGAAUUCAAGAGUACUUAAAUCGAAAAUUACACCUCAAACCCUAGACUGGAUCAAAAAUUAUUAG
Blepharisma stoltei is the source of this 3411-nucleotide messenger RNA. The record is from the annotation of a GenBank genome assembly. Lineage: Eukaryota; Ciliophora; Heterotrichea; Heterotrichida; Blepharismidae.